Molecule: messenger RNA, 1563 nt
Organism: Hibiscus syriacus
Lineage: Eukaryota; Viridiplantae; Streptophyta; Magnoliopsida; Malvales; Malvaceae
Product: F-box/LRR-repeat protein At4g29420-like
Exons: 2
Coding region: 59-1393 (444 amino acids)
Molecular function (GO): protein binding
Source: RefSeq, a predicted model, not a curated record
ACAAAUAAUUCCAACACCUUCCAUUCAGCUGUCUGGUCUCGUUUUUCCUUUCUUCUCGAUGGACGAUCUUCCGCCGUCUCUCGUCGUUGAAAUCCUGAGUCGACUCACGGAUUACGCCGACCUCGCUCGUUGCCGACCCGCCUCCAAAUCACUGAACUCGCUCACCCGCGAGGUCCGUUCCGUUAACCUCCUCUGCACCUUGUCUCGCUAUCUCAAAUCCCGUUCGCCGGCGACCAAGGACCACGUCACUCCUUUCAAGGCAAUCUUUAAUAACAUCGUCGGCAACGCUCGGUGUCUCGACGCAAUCUCGAUCGGAGUCGAUAAAUCGCUCGGGAAUAUCUCGUACGACGACGUAGAUGACGAGUCCGAUGAUUUGUAUCUGACCGAUGUGGGGUUCGUCAAGGAGUGGUUGCCCAAGGUUUGCGGUGACCUAGGGAAGCUUUCGAUUUCGGAUUUUUGGAUUCAAUCUUGCUGGAGGAAAUCUCAGAUUUUGAGCUUGAUUUCUUCUUCUUGCAAUUGUCUUAUGGAGCUAGAGCUAAAAAAUGCUUGGCUCUCGGUUGAUGGAUUGAAUCCUAUGACUAAGCUCACAAGUUUGACGCUUGAAUUUAUUAGACUUGAAGAUGAGGACCUAAACAAAGUUAAUGAUUGUUUCCCUUCUCUUCAAGUUUUGAAUUUGGUUGGCGUCGGAGGGCUGAAAGACCCGAAAAUUCGUCUCUUGCAUCUUAAAUCAUGCUUCUGGACAGUGUCAAACGCUCCUCUGUCUUUGACUAUUGUUGCUCCCAACCUAGUGAAGCUCAGACUGAAGUGUAUUAAGCCGAAAUCUCUUGUUCUUGAAGCCCCAUUGUUGUCCGAUUUCUAUCUUUCUGUUGAGGAAGCACUCGAUUUUAGAGUGAAAGAGUUUCGUAAUUUGGAGAACCUUCACCUUGAAUCUUCGAGUCUUUGUAGCCUCCUUGACAUGUUUCCAUCUGGUAAAUCAGUUAAGAAGCUGACAGUGAAUUCUCUCAAAUCGACUGCCAUGACAAAAUUUCGCUUGGAAGCAGUGUUUGAUGUGUUCCCGAGUGUAACCUAUCUUAAUAUAGGUCCGGGGGCUUGGUGUGAAGGUGAGAAUUGCUUUCGAGAAGGAGUUUUGGAGGAUUGGAAUGCGUCGAAGGAGUUGACAGAGAUAGUGGCAAAUUUAGUUGUGCGUGAUAUAGAAGUUACACUCUCCUUUAUAUUCUCGAUCUUGGAUAAAUGCACCAAUUUAUCAGACAUGGCAAUACUCUUCCACCCCAAAGGAGAUUUUAGAGUUGCUAGUACCCUCAUCCCUAGGUGUACAGCUUAUCGUCCGGGAGUAAAGUGGAGAUGGGGUAUAUGUGAAGGUUUCAAAGAUACCUGGGUCUCUGUCGGCAUUUAAUCGGGUACUCCUUUUCGGACCCGAAACACGAAUGCCUAAUCUUUUAUGCUCUGUGUGUGUUGUUACCUGGUUUAAAUUUAACCUGCCUGCAUGACAGUGAUGAAGCUUAGAAUAAAAGUUUCUUUAAUUUUCUUGUAUAUAAACAUAUGACUUGUACAAAUGAACAUAGU